AUGUCGCGACAUGUUCGCAAUUCUUGGAAAGAGGGAGAGGGUUACUCCCUCUUCGAUUCUAGAAGUUUUAUCAUAUACAUCGCAAUUUACGCGGGUGCAAUUAGUCUUGCGAUACUCGCUUGUACGAACGGUAAAAAAUGUACUUCGCUAAAGACAGCAACGCAUCGUACGAAACCAAGGACUGCAGUAACAUCAUGGAGCGAGGUGCGUUUAUUGAGCAGACGUUACAAUCUGACGACUACGGGCUACAAAUUUUUGGAAAUUGAAAUCAACGUUGGUCCACCGAGUUACGUGAGAUCACCCUGGAAGAUCAUCACGGACAUAAACUGCCGCUGUCUCUCGAUAAGCGUCAGCGUUUGCAUGCCGAACGUUCAUACGUCUCGAUUCUUCGUCUAUACGCAUGAUGAUGACCGAAAUGACGCUACGACGUAUAUUUAAGUUUGACAGAUGUAUCAAUGUAACGUUUGAACGAUUAGUCCAACUCGUCGAUACGGUUGAUGUCAAGUAUACGCGAUUCUCCAACAUCGCGUUCGAAGACACAAUACGCAAUAGUGACAUCUUUAACAAACAUCAGCUCGUCGAUUGCGAGCUAUUGGCUUUAGUUUUUAAU
Messenger RNA from Acromyrmex echinatior (Panamanian leafcutter ant), 610 nucleotides. RefSeq lists its product as uncharacterized. Gene Ontology annotation, molecular function: aspartic-type endopeptidase activity. Gene Ontology annotation, biological process: proteolysis. Lineage: Eukaryota; Metazoa; Arthropoda; Insecta; Hymenoptera; Formicidae. The record is from RefSeq and is a predicted model, not a curated record.